Messenger RNA from Syngnathoides biaculeatus (alligator pipefish), 5099 nucleotides. Its product is annotated as proton myo-inositol cotransporter-like. Gene Ontology annotation, biological process: transmembrane transport. The transcript has 11 exons. Gene Ontology annotation, molecular function: myo-inositol:proton symporter activity. Lineage: Eukaryota; Metazoa; Chordata; Actinopteri; Syngnathiformes; Syngnathidae. The record is from RefSeq and is a predicted model, not a curated record. Gene Ontology annotation, cellular component: membrane. The coding region runs from base 209 to 2017 and encodes 602 amino acids.
GGGAGGGGGGUCUAAUCCAUGGUGACGUUGCGUAAACAUGGCGGCACAGCGAUUUCGGGAGUCGCUUGUUAUAGCUUGGGAGGAAUAGCUUAAUAAUUUAGUCCGCCCGAAGUUGCCUUCCUCCGCCGCCAUCUCUUCACGCUACGCGACGCUCGAGCAGGAUGAGUACAGUUUGACGCGGUCGAGCAGAAGCAGAUUCGCCAACAUCAUGGGCAUCAAGAAUUGCAACUCGGCGGACGACGAUGGCGAGCGGCAUCUGAUCAGCUCGCCGUCGUUGGACCCCCUGACCCGGAACCCCCGCACCCAGCGCUUCGUGUACGUGCUGGCCUUCUUCUCGGCCCUGGGUGGCUUCCUCUUCGGGUACGACACCGGCGUGGUGUCGGGGGCCAUGCUGCUCCUCAAGCGGGAGAUGAACCUCAACACCCUGUGGCAGGAGUUGGUGGUCUCCAGCACGGUGGGGGCGGCCGCCAUCACCAGCCUGAGCGGCGGUUACCUCAACGGGCUCCUCGGGAGGAGGAAGUGCACGCUGCUGGCCAGUUUCACUUUCACUAUCGGCGGAUUCAUCAUGGCAUUUGCCCCCAACAAGGAGGUGCUCUUGGUGGGAAGGAUCAUCAUCGGCCUGGGGAUUGGCGUGGCCUCCAUGACGCUCCCUGUAUACAUUGCCGAGGUGUCGCCCCCUCACAUGCGAGGUCAGCUGGUCACGGUGAUCAUCGUCCUGGUCACUGCCGGACAGUUCAUUGCCACCGUGGUGGAUGGUGCCUUCAGCUACAUGAGCCGUGGCGGUUGGAGGUACAUGUUGGGUCUGUCGGUGGUGCCCUCCAUCUUGCAGUUCCUGGGUUUCCUCUUCCUCCCUGAAAGCCCCCGCUGGCUCCUGCAGAAGGGUCGACAACAGGAGGCGCGCCAGGUCCUGAGUCGCAUCCGCGGCUGCCAGGACGUGGACGAGGAGUUCGAUUACAUCAGGACGAGCAUUGAGGAGGAGGAGAAGGAGGUGCAGGGCCAUGGAGGCGGACUAAUCAUCCUGCGCAUCCUCAGCUACGGGCCCACCCGUAGGGCUCUGUUCGUGGGGUGCUCCCUGCAGAUGUUCCAGCAGCUGACUGGGAUUAACACAGUCAUGUACUACAGCGCCACCAUUCUCCAGAUGUCAGGCGUGCGGGACGAGAGACGGGCCAUCUGGCUGUCGGCCGUCACCUCCGGGACCAACUUUCUGUUCACUUCCCUCAGCAUCUGGUUCGUGGACAGAGUCGGACGCAGGAAGCUGACGCUGGCCAGCCUCACGGGUACUGCUCUGAGUCUCGCCGUUUUGUCAGUGGGUUUCUUGCUUGCAGCACAGUACUCUCCUGCCGUUACGUUACGUCCGAUCGACACCCAUAACUCAUCCUGCGUAUUAUAUAGCUCCUGUGGAGAUUGCAUGUUGAACCCCGCUUGUGGCUUUUGCUACCGUGAGAACAGCAGCAGCGUGUUUGACUCCAGCUGCCUGCCUGUCAAUCCAAAGUCCACCGGGCAAUCGGCGUGGGGACGGUGUGCCAACGUGACAGAUGCACCGGAGGGUCCAUUUUGGGCCUACAACUUCUGCCCCACAUCUUACUCUUGGAUUGUCCUGGUGGGCCUCCUCCUUUACCUGGCUUUUUUUGCUCCAGGAAUGGGCCCCAUGCCUUGGACCAUCAACUCUGAGAUCUAUCCGUUGUGGGCACGCAGCACAGGAAACGCCUGCUCAGCCGGAGUCAACUGGAUCUUCAAUGUCCUCCUGUCACUCACCUUCCUUCACAUCGCAGAGCUCAUCACCUAUCAAGGCAUUUUCUUUGUGUACAUGGGCUUCACCCUGGUGGGCGUGGUCUUCACCUUUGGCUGUUUGCCCGAGACGCAAGGCCUGCAGCUAGAGGAUAUCGAGGACCUUUUCAUGGGACCGUUCUGCUCCUGCGGUCACUCCUCAGACCUCCCCAAUCAGAACAUCCAGUACAUCCGGGUAAAAGGCAACAACUACCUCCCGUCCGACAACGACGCUUCUGACAUAGACUAGGUCUUGGCGGUGGGAUUCGUGCUUUUCUUGUCUGGCUUUUUGUUUUUGUAAAGACUGCUGCAGCUGGGAUGAAAAUCACCUGCCCUCGGCGUGCGGAGGAGCAAAGAUUAAGCAAAAAUUUGCACUUUUCAGACAAUUCUCUGCUCCUGUAAUCUCCACAAUGAAACUGCCACAACAAACAGAAGGCUAAGCAGGCAUUCCAAAAUUCUUGUAAUUUCAAAUAUUAACAGUUUUUUUUUUUAUUAUUAUCUAAAACAAACCUCAAAGCUCUGAUCUAAGACGUUAUCUCUAAAUGUUUUCAUUAAAAUACAAAAAUACCAGAAAUUCAUAAAUCCGAAUCUCCAGAGUAAGACCAAUGGCGAUUAGCGUGCAAAAUUUUGGAAGUUGAGGGGGUGUGACAUUAGGGUUUCUCUCUGUGCAGUGGAGACUGCGGAUUGUUGGCUGAGCCCGGGUCAAGUAAGCGGUACUCAAGGACGACAAUUUUCUUCUCGGUCAGGCUAUGUUGGAUGGUCAGGUCAUUGGGAGCAGGAGCGUUGCCGCAGUGUAGCAGCCACGAGACGUUCUUCCAUAACUUUCACUGACUGAAGUAAAAGCCGGAGGAUUUCUUUAGUUUUGAAAUUCCUGCCACUUGGCUGACACACCUUGUGCACUUCUUAAAGAAAUGACAACGCCUGUAAAGAAGUUAAGGAAGUCAGUAGUGCAGGUAUGUUCCCAUAGUGAGACCCCAGCAGUCCACCUUAGCCUAUCGUUCCAAAGCAGUCUUUCACGGCCUGCUCUGCUCCAAUGAACCACAUUGCAGAAAGUGCAGGUAGUUGUGGGUAUUUUCCUAAUUCAAGGUUUAUAGUGUUGUGGUCUGCUUUUCCCAGUGCAAAGUGCAGACACCAGUGAGAUUGCAUUUUUUUUUGUGUGUCAAUUUUCCCAUCCCUCCCCCCUACAAUAACUGGUAAAAAGCAGGUAGUGGCUUGUCCAGAGUGGUGUGAUUAGAUUCCCAAGAUAUUAAAUUCAAUGCCUCGGUUAGGCAUGUUCACAUAAAAAAACCCCAAAAGAAAAACAAGUUUGACAAACACCAUAGGAUUACAGUUCUUUCUCGAGUGAUGGUGACUCAUAGCCCUCAACCUUUACAUUACAAAACAGGGCAAUUGUGUCGCUAAAGGUGAAGAGGUAUUGACUUUAGUACUGUGACUUUAUUCCUGGUACACUCCAGCGACGUAGCAAGAGUACUGUACAUUUUUCUCACCAGAUUUCUGAAAAAUGUAUGAAGACAGGGGUAGCGUUUCAUGUUAAAGUUUCAAACUCAGUUUUAUAGUGUCAAAAUUUGGGUUUCAAGACAUAUUAGGGUUUCAGUUUUAUUUUUUUAGAUAACCAAACUUGACAGUUAUCCUGUUAAACCAGCAGGACUCUGUUACUGUUAGUACGACUUUUUUUAGUGGCACACUCUUUUGACGUGGCAAGAGUACUGCUGUGCGUUAAUAUUUUGUUUCCAUGAACAGUUCAGUUCACUGCGGUAUGAGCGGAAAGGCCAAGCAAUAGUCUGCUUUUCAGAGAAUUGAUUUGGAAACGGAAUUAAUCGGAAACAGUUUGUUUGUGCCCUUGUACCUAGGUGAACUGGACUCCGCAGUGGAAAGUGUGGCUUUUGUUUUUUUUUUUUUGAAACACAUUCCUGGGACACAUUUUGGUGCUUGCUGUUGCACUUUAUGAAGCCUUUUCAUUUUAUUUUAGUCUUUGAACCGACACUAAAAGCCGCUGAAAUGUUUUUAGAAAAGUCCGGAAUUCAGCCCGGUGGACUACGGGACGGUGGGCUUGGAAAAUGGCAUAUCCGUAAUAACUGUAAGUAAACAAUUAAAAAUGGAGAAAAAAAACCCCUCAAUAUUGUAUAGUAUUGAAGCACCUUGAUGCAAAAAGGUAGAACCACAUUCAAUUUCUUGCUUUUGUCACUUUUCUGAAUUGUGCCUUGUUUUAUUUUCACAGCUGAAAUGACCAAGUUUGUGUACGCAGCACUUUUUUCAACCCCACACCGCCUUCACUUUGCUUGGGCAGGUAGAAGAGCGCCUCUAGCUUCGACAGUCCGACUUGCUAGACCAGAUGUCAUGCUGGGGGUGGGGAAACUAUUUUGCUCAAGGGCCUCAUUUCAUUUUUGAACGGGAUAGAUCAGCCAGGGGAUUCAUAGACAAGGGACAUGUGUACGUAAAUAGUUUACUGUAAUUAUAAAGUAUUUAUCUUUUAUCGUUUUUUUUUUUUUUUGGUUGACCAUUAAUUGGAUUAUAAUGAACUUUUUUAGCAAAAUGAAUACAUUUUGAAUGAAUCUAUUUUCAUAAACCAUUAUUGGGGGCACUUAAAUAAAUACAACAAAUAUUACAGGAUAAUUUUUUCAAGAACUGAGCUGGCUUUACAGUAUGCAGCACGUCGGACAAUUUGCCCACUCCUGUGAAAAAGGCACUCUUUUUUUUUUUUUUCAAAUUUCAAGACCACAGCACCAUGCAUUUGUCUUAUAAGUGUUUUUUUUUUUAUCAGAUUUGUCAUUGUAUUUUCUUCUUUAAUUGCCAUGAAAUGGAUGGAUUAUGUAUGUGUACUAUUUACAUGUUAAAUGAUAAAAUAAUUCCUUCAAUAAUGUUAGUGGGGUGGCUCAUGCACAAUGGAGGUUAAUUAGGAAAAUAAAAAGGAUAGGGGCUAGCCCAAGACUUGCAAAGUCGUACGUGGAUCUGGUUGGUUUAUUCUGUGAUUUUAUUUUUAAUAAAGUAAUAUUUAUAUACAUCGUGGCUGUCCAAUAAAAAAUAAAAAGCACCAAAUUUUGUGUUUCCCCGCCCCCCCUUAUUGGGGGCGAGGGUGAAAAUAAAAUCACAAUGUAAGGUGUUCUUCAUUGGACAGUGAUGCAAUGAUAUUUCAAAUGUAAUUACACAAUUUAUCAUAUUGAAUUGUAAAAUAUUUUUUGAGAUGUUGAAGUUGUUUGAAAACCAAAAUUCACGUUUUGUUUUUUUAAUUAUAUGUAUGGUUUGUAACCUCUUGUUCCUGAUAGGAAUUAAAAUAAUUUAAGAUAUUUGUCUGAUUUCUCCACACAUGUAUGAAAUAAAAGGAAUGUUCUUUA